AUGGAUCCUCCAUCACCCUCUUCAUCCGAUGAUUCAAUCGAUCUCGACGACGCUAUUCUUAGUACCGUUGCUUUGACAGUUACUACUAUGAUUCAAGUCGCGGAAGACGAGGAGGACGAGGAAGACCAACUUUCGCUUAGAAGAAGAACGGUUCUGGAAUGUCGACGUGAGGAGGCAUACGCGCGAUUGGUCCGCCUUUACUUUGCUGAGCGACCCGUAUUUGGCGCGAGGGAUUUUAGACGGCGCUAUCGUAUGAGCAAGCGGCUAUUUUUGAGAAUUACAAAUAACUUGGAAGAAAGGUAUCCAUAUUUUCAAAAAAGAAUGGAUGCUCGUGGGAAGCUGGGUUUCAUGCCGAUACACAAGACUACCUCCGCGCUUCGUCAAUUAGCAUAUGGGUGUAGCGUCGACUUGUUUGACGAGCAUUUGGAGAUGUCAGCUAGGACUUCCCGGGAGUCGCUGAUAUAUUUUUGUAAAGCGGGUUUUUAUGCAAACAACAACUACUACAAAGCCAGAUACGACUUGACAGAUGGCAUCUACCCUGAGUAUUCCACUUUUGUGAAGACUUUUACUGACCCGAUUGAUGAAAAGAGAAAAUACUUUAAGAAAAAACAAGAAUCGGCCCGAAAGGAUAUCGAGAGAGCAUUCGGGGUUCUUAAAAAGCGUUGGAAAGUUAUUAGUUUUCCCUCACGGUUUUGGGACAAGCAGAGGAUGCAUGACGUGAUAUACGCGUGUAUCACUCUACACAACAUGAUAUUGGAGGAUGAAGAUAAAGCUUUUUGUCAAGACUUCAACGAUGAAGACCCGACACUAGACCCGGCGUAUUGGGAACAACAAACUCCAAUGGAGCAACGGAUCGCGAAUUCACAAGCCGUACGAAAUAGCCAAACCCACAACAUGCUCUUAGCGGAUUUGGUAGAUCAUCUUUGGGAAAACAAGAGGGGAAAUCCUCCACCAUACGUGCCAUUGGAAGUCGAUGACUACUUUAGCGAUGAUGAUUAG
Messenger RNA from Erigeron canadensis, 999 nucleotides. RefSeq lists its product as uncharacterized. The record is from RefSeq and is a predicted model, not a curated record. Lineage: Eukaryota; Viridiplantae; Streptophyta; Magnoliopsida; Asterales; Asteraceae. The transcript has 2 exons. The coding region runs from base 1 to 999 and encodes 332 amino acids.